AUGAAUUCGAGGGGUGAUCCUGGGGAUGGCUAUUUUCGAGUUCCUCUGGAGAAUCAAGCUCAACGGGAGAUUCAAUUCAUGGGUUCUUGGCUUCCGGUUCCACCCAUGAACCCCCUGAAAGGUAGAUCAAGUCUAGUCGUAGAUGAGAGAGCGAUUCACCAAGAGCUAAAUAGGGUUCCAAGUGGUGGAUACGGUGGUGUACAUUACGCACUGCAGGGGAUGGAUCAAAGUGGGGUUUAUGACCAUGGUGCUCAUCAUGCGGUGUACAACGGAAACAUGUCUAUCAAUAGCUUAGCAGGAUCAUCAUUUGCACAGUUCAGGAGUAAUGGUGAGAGAGAAGAUCCUUCAGGCAGGACUAAUGCAGCUUCUCCUUUAGUACCAGUUGUUAGAAACACAAUCGGCAAUGGAAAUUUUACUGCAGAGGCGGGUGUGCUAAACGGUUCUUUCACCCAGAGUGACUACAGUGAGUUUGAAUUGGACGACUUGUUGGAUGCCACCGAUCCGAUCAACUUCACAAGCCUGCUGAGUUGUGGAGAUAACUUAUUCCAGGCUCCUCAAUAUGGAACUCCAGCGUGUAGCAGGCCACUCUUCAAUUUGAAUUCACCGCCUAGAAGAGAAGAAGCUGAGUCCAUCUGUGAAAUUUCUUUUCAAUAUGUACCGCCAACGCCCAAUCUUUGCAGAACAGGCCAAGAGAAUGGAUUUCUGGAAAAGAUAACUACAAUCAGUGGACAUGAAAACACAGAGGAGAAAUCUGAAAAAAGCAUGCAGAGCAUCGGCUCAUCUGUUGUUAAUUCGGCAGAAGUUAGCAAACAAAAGGAAGGCAGGCAAGAAGAUGAUCCGUGGGUUGAUCUUAACAAGACACCUCACCAGAAACUCUCCAAAAGGAGAAAGAAGUUCAUGCCAAAGGUGGUCGUGGAAGGCAAACCUACAAGGAAGCCACGCAAACCUGCAUCUCAGGAAAACGUGAAAGGUAAAGAGACCGGGAGUGGCAAAAGGAAGAAAGCUCAAAAUACAAACCUGAAAGAAUCAGCAACUAAAAAGCCAGCCGUUACUGGAAACAUGAGCAACACAAGCCCUGAAGUUACACUCAAAAGUUGCAGAAAAGCUUUGAGCUUUGACUUGGAGAAAAAUGGAGAUGCGAGGCAAGGUGACCCUGAGUCUGAAAUUGUCCAGAACACUAGUGGCUCAAGCUCACUUUCUGAGAUCAGAGAUGCCGCUGGUGGUAGCUGUGUGGAUUCAGUAACAAAAACAAACCAGACCAAUGGUUUGGUGGCUACGAACCAGCCACUUGAAGAAAACCUACUCAGAGCAUCCCAACCAAACCAUCCUCAUAUACCUGUCAGAGACCAACAACCUGAAUUAUCGAUUGGAAACCAACAAAGCCAGUUCCCAGUGGUAUCCCAGAUAGACAUCCAUCAAGCUUGGCUUCAGAUGACAAACGACCUUGGCUUUCCGUUCGGUAACCAGCUACCUGACAUGGCCAUAAGAAACCAGCAGACUCGCUUGGCCAUGGGUAACCAACAACCUAUGUACCUGACAGGAAUCCCACGACCUGCAUUGGCGAGUGGAAACCAGCAAUCCGGAAGUCUCAAAGGGAACAAGGGGCCUAUGUUUUUCAAUCAGCAAACACAACCGACUUACUUACCUGCUGUAAAUGAACAAUAUAGAUCACUAGCAGGCAUGCAGCAGCUUGUUAUGUCAACUGGAGGGCAACAACAUGGACUACUUAUGAGAAACCAGCAACCUGGAUCAUCUUUGAGAGGCCAGCAGCCUUUCGUGCCUCUGAUGAACCAGGAACCUGUAACCCGGAAAGGUUUUACUCACUUGAAUCCGAUGGUAGCUGCCAGCAUGUCAUCGCCUGGGCUUCGACCUCAUUCUCAAUCACAAACUCCCGCAACAAAUCUGCAAAUGGAAUCUGUUUCCAGAAGUUUGAAUGGGACUGCAGUUAUGGCUAAACUUGACGAAGCCAGGGGCUCGAAAAGACAGUAUGAUCGUGUGAUGCAAAACCAUGAUCUGAACCCAGUGCUCCAACAGAUUGCUCAAUCACAUGAUGUGGAGAGACAGAAGAGCAGUGCAGAACAUUUAGAUGCUGCAAAGAAAAUGAAAAUCCAGAAAGUAGUCCAAAAUUCUGCAGAUAAUGAGAAAUCUGUUGUCCUAAAAACGCCCGCAAAAAGGGGUCGUCCUGCAAAGAUAAAGAAAUCAGUAACUUCACUUGCUCAGGCCUCAGAUCUCCAGCCUACUCUUACCAAGACACCAUCAUCAAGAAGUAAGGCUACAGAUAAUGGGAAAUCUGUUGUCCUAAAAACGCCCGCAAAAAGAGGUCGUCCUGCAAAGAUAAAGAAAUCAGUAACUUCACCUGCUCAGGCCUCAGAUCUCCAGCCUACUCUUACCAAGACACCAUCAUCAAGAAGUAAGGCUACAGAGAAAGGGAGGAAGUCCAAACAAGAUCCGGGAAAAGCAAGAGGUUCACCAGGAGAACUUCUAUGCCAAGAUUCUAUUGAAGAGUUAAUAUACAGGUUGCAUAAUCUUAUUCUAGGAGAACAAGAGCAAAAUGCACUAGUCUUAUACAGAGAAGAUGGUGCAAUUGUUCCAUAUGAGGAGAAGAAGCAGAAACCAAGGCCUAAAGUUGACCUUGAUGAUGAAACAACUCGGAUAUGGAAUCUACUGAUGGGGAAAGGAAAGGAUGACGAAGACACGGAUAAGAAAAAAGAGAAGUGGUGGGAAGAGGAAAGAAGAAUUUUCCGAGGGAGGGCCGAUUCAUUCAUUGCCCGUAUGCAUUUGGUUCAAGGAGAUAGACGGUUUUCGCCAUGGAAGGGAUCGGUGGUUGAUUCUGUUAUCGGUGUUUUCCUUACGCAGAACGUCUCGGAUCACCUUUCAAGCUCUGCUUUCAUGUCAUUAGCGGCACGAUUCCCUCCAAAAUUAAGCAGCAACCGAGAAGAAAAACGGAAUAUUAGAAGCGUAGUUGUUGAAGAUCCAGAGGGAUGCAGUCUGAACUUAAACGACUCCUCUCCGUGUCAGGAAAAGGGUCAACAUCCAUCUAACACACAAGUUUCUGGCGUUGAUAGCGGAUCAAAAGAGCAACAACAGGACUGUUCAAACUCUGGAGUCGAAAGAUUUAGUUUCUUCGGGAACAGUAGCCAGAAUGUAGAAGAUUAUUUUGAUCCUGCGGUAUUUCAAUCAUGCCGAGUAGUUGGAUCCUGUUCAGGUUCUGGUGAUGCUCAGACACCAGAAACUGCAAAUCUCGCUCAGAAGAGAAACUGGAAGGACUCUCUCUCUUUUGGUCAGCCAAGCAGUGAUACUAAUUGGCCAAGAGAAGGACCGACCAAUGUUUCCAGCAGCUGUAAGCAGAGUACGAUUCGGCAACCACAAGUACUAGAUAUAGAGGAUUUUGGAAUGCAAGGUGAAGGCCUUGGCUAUUCUUGUCUGUCCGUUUCACCAAGAGUUAGCAAAGGAAAGAACAACAAGGUACCUCGCAGAGUGGUCAGACAAGGUGGAAAUUCUGCACGAAAAUUCACAGGUCAAAUCAUACCACCAACGCCUCAGGAACUACCAAGAAUGGGAUUGUCUACUUCCUCAAGCACCCACCAAAAGCACUGUGGUGAUUGCCAACAUAAUCAUCAAUGUGGCAGUAGAAGUCUGGAGAAGCAUACAGAAAUCGAAUACAAGGAGACAAAUUCAACUGUGAUACGAGAGAUGAAAGGGAAGCUUGCUGAUGGGAAAAAACCUACAAGCCAGUGGGAUAGUCUCAGACAAGAUGUAGAGAGGAAUGGAGGGAGAAAGGAACGAACCGAAGACAAUAUGGAUUCCAUAGAUUAUGAAGCCAUAAGAAGUGCUAGUAUCACUGAGAUUUCCGACGCCAUAAAGGAAAGAGGGAUGAAUAACAUGUUGGCAGUGCGGAUUAAGGAUUUUCUUGACCGGAUAGUUGAAGAUCACAGUGCUAUUGACCUCGAGUGGCUAAAAGAUGUUCCUCCUGACAAAGCGAAGGACUAUCUCUUGAGCAUAAGGGGAUUGGGUUUGAAAAGUGUAGAAUGUGUGCGACUCUUGACACUCCACCAAGUGGCUUUCCCUGUGGACACAAAUGUAGGAAGGAUAGCGGUUAGGCUGGGCUGGGUGCCUUUACAAACUCUACCGGAAUCACUUCAGUUACACCUUUUGGAGCUGUACCCAGUGCUUGAGUCCAUCCAAAAAUAUCUUUGGCCAAGACUCUGCAAACUCGAUCAACGAACAUUAUACGAAUUACAUUAUCAGCUGAUAACUUUUGGAAAGGUAUUUUGCACCAAGAGUAGACCAAACUGUAACGCAUGUCCGAUGCGAGGAGAAUGUAGACACUUCGCCAGUGCUUAUGCUAGUGCAAGACUUGCUUUGCCGGCACCAGACGAGAGGAGCUUAACCACUGCAACUGUCCCGGCCCCUCCUGCAGCCAUCCCGAUGAUGCAUCUACCUCCCCCUCUUGACAAAGCUCUAACAAGGGAAACACCAUCGAAUGGAAGAAACUGUGAACCAGUUAUCGAAGAGCCGACCUCGCCAGAGCAAGAAUGGACUGAGAUAACAGAGAGUGACAUUGAAGAUGAUUACUACGAUGAAGACCCUGAUGACAUCCCAUCGAUAGAACUCAACAUUAAACAGUUCGGCAUGACUCUAAGGGAGUACAUGGAGAAAAACAUGGAUCUCCAAGAAGGUGACAUGUCCAAGGCUUUGGUUGCUUUGAAUCCAGCCACUACUUCAAUUCCAACGCAGAAACUAAAGAACAUUAGCCGUCUCAGGACAGAGCACCAAGUGUACGAGCUCCCGGAUUCACAUCCUCUACUCCAUGGUAUGGAGAAAAGAGAUCGAGAUGACCAAAGUCCUUAUCUCCUAGCUAUCUGGACACCAGGUGAAAUGGCAAACUCCUCAGCUCAACAGGAGUGGAACAGUCAGACAAUCAAAGGAACUCUUCUGAUACCUGUACGAAGUGCCAUGAGAGGAAGGUUUCCACUCAAUGGAACAUACUUCCAAGUUAACGAGUUUUUCGCUCACCAUGAAUCCAGUCUCAACCCCAUCGAUGUUCCUAGAGAUUGGAUAUGGAAUCUACCAAGAAGAACAGUUUACUUCGGUACAUCGGUAACAUCAAUAUGCAGAGGGCUUUCAACUGAGCAGAUACAGGAUUCCUUCUGGAAUUGUUUCGUCUGUGUCCGAGGAUUUGAAGAGAAGACCAGAGUACCUCGUCCGCUGGUGGAAAGGUUGCAUUUUACGGCGAGCCGAUCCAAGACGACCAACAAAGGCCAAGACAAGAAAACGAAAUAG
Molecule: messenger RNA, 5283 nt
Organism: Microthlaspi erraticum
Lineage: Eukaryota; Viridiplantae; Streptophyta; Magnoliopsida; Brassicales; Brassicaceae
Source: the annotation of a GenBank genome assembly